This is a messenger RNA of Oncorhynchus masou masou (cherry salmon), 1880 nucleotides long. Its product is annotated as transmembrane protein 203-like. The transcript is spliced from 2 exons. Bases 390 to 806 code for a protein of 138 amino acids. Gene Ontology annotation, biological process: intracellular calcium ion homeostasis. The record is from RefSeq and is a predicted model, not a curated record. Gene Ontology annotation, cellular component: endoplasmic reticulum. NCBI's taxonomy places the organism in Eukaryota, Metazoa, Chordata, Actinopteri, Salmoniformes, Salmonidae.
GCAAGUUCCCGCGAUAGUACACGGUAGAUUUAAGUGACGGAAUGAAAACAUUAUGAAAAGGCUAACCUGACACUUGAAUCGGAAUUGAGGCAGAACAACUUGAUUCCAUGAAGACAUCCUCCACAUGUGAAGCUCUUCAUUGGCUCACAGCAGAGAUGCCCCCACUGUCUUCAAUGGUGUGCUUGAUCGUCUGUGCAGCAGUUCCUUGUUAAGGGCCAUUUCCUAUUGCCUUCUGUGGAUUUCUGCCCAGACCUCAAUGUCUCCCUUCCCUCACACUUUACCACCCUGAGUCUGGAAACGUCACAUCUCCUGAGUAGAACCAGUGAGUCUGCCCCAUUCAGUCCCUGGUUGAACAGUCCACCUGAAUCCAGUCCCUCCGCCCUAAGGCCAUGCUGUUCUCCCUGCAGGAGCUAGUCCAAUGGCUGGGCUUUGCCACGUUCGAGCUCUUCCUCCACCUGGGGGCUCUGCUGGUCUUCAGUGUGCUAGUAGUGCUGCGGGCUGACCUGUUUGCCCCUGGCAUGAGCUGGUGGCUGGUCUUCGUCCCUCUGUUUGCCGCUGAUGGCCUCAGCACCUACUUCACGGCUAUUGUAUCCAUCCGGCUGUACCAGGAGAAUGAGAAAAGGCUAGCAGUGCUGAGGCUGCUGUGGGUGCUGAUGGUGCUCUGCCUCAAGCUGGUGUGUGAGGUGCUGCUGUGCCAGAAGUUGGUUGAGCAGGAACAGGCACGCGACCUGUGGUUUGGUCCUAUCGUCUCACCGCUCUUCAUCCUCCUGCAGCUACUGAUGAUCCGCGCCUGCCGUGUCAACUGAUUCCAAGGGCGGUGUGAUGAGGGCAGGAGUCGUUUAUCAUCCAUAGAAGAUCCAGGUUUAUUCAUACUAGGUGACUGUUUUAAUUAACUGACUAUUGAGAAAUAUUUUUUGGACUAAAGGCUGGAGAGAUGAGGGUCACAGGCUUCCCCUCCAUUUCUAACCUUGUCUGAGGAUGUGUUUUCCAUGAGCAAUCCUUUGUCAGUAUGGCUCUCCUGGACAUUGCUUCCUGUGGAUACCUUUUUUUGUAUUUGAUCUGUUAUGGACCUCUUGCUCAAGCAUGUAUUGAUGGCCUCAUUUUAUCCUUCGUUGUAAUUUAUUUCCUGAUGUGAUGCGGGAGAGGGACAUUUGAGAAUUUAAGUAAUCAGUCUUUUGAAUUUGGUAAGACUGUCUGCAGCUUUGUUUGUUUUAGCCCAUUUAUUAUGUUCUUGUUUUUGUUACCCUUGUUGUAUUUCUCUAUACAGUACCAAUCAAAGUACCUUAUCCUCUGCAGCAGAUGUAACUCUGGGUCUUCCUUUCCUUUGGCGGUCCUCAUGAGAGCGCUUGAUGGUUUUUGCGACUGCACUUGAAGAAGCUUUUCCGGAUUGACUGACCUUCAUAUCUUAAAGUAAUGAUGGACUGUCGUUUUUCUUUGCUUAUUUGAGCUGUUCUUGCCAUUAUAUGAACUUGGUAUUUUACCAAAUAGGGCUAUCAUCUGUAUACCACACCCCCUACCUUGUCACAACACAACUGAUUGCCUCAAACGAAUGAACUUUUAACAAGGUACACCUGUUAAUUGAAAUGCAUUCCAGGUGACUACCUCAUGAAGCUGGUUGAGAGAAUGCCAAGAGUGUGCAAAGCUGUCAAGUGUGGCUACUUAGAAGAAUCUCAAAAAUGAAUUGUUUAACACUUGUUUAGGUUACUACAUGAUUCCAAAUGUGUUAUUUCAUAGCUUUGAUGUCUUCACUAUUAUUCUAGAAUGUAGAAGAUAGUAAAAAUAAAGAUAAACCCUUGAAUGAUUAGGUGUGUCAAUUUUUGAUUGGCACUGUAUGUGUAAAUAAACAUUUGAACUGGCAAAGUUUAUCAUGCAAUAUUAUU